This is a messenger RNA of Bacillus rossius redtenbacheri, 1686 nucleotides long. Its product is annotated as myb/SANT-like DNA-binding domain-containing protein 3. The transcript has 4 exons. The record is from RefSeq and is a predicted model, not a curated record. Bases 139 to 945 code for a protein of 268 amino acids. NCBI's taxonomy places the organism in Eukaryota, Metazoa, Arthropoda, Insecta, Phasmatodea, Bacillidae.
UAGAAUUUUCUUUAGAAUAUUUUAUAUCUUGCUGUGAAUGUUGGCAUCGUGAUAUUUACAUACAAGCCUAUUUGUUUAUUGAUAACAAACUUGUGGUCGGUUGUGAUUUGACUGGGGUACACGCGGCUACACAUAACGAUGGAGAAGAAAAUGUCAGUACCUAAAAAAAGUUUUUUCUCUGAAAAAGAAAAAAUCACCCUUGUCGAUUUGGUGCAAGAAAGACUGGGUAUUUUAGAGUGUAAGAGAACUGAUGGCGUGUUUUGUAAGCGGAAGGAAGAAGCUUGGCAAGAAUUGGCAUCAUAUUUUAAUUCGUGUUGUGAAGUAAAGAGGACUGCAAAGCAGUUAAAAACUUGCUAUGAAAAUAUAAAAAAACGGGCAAGAAAAUCCACAGCUGUAGACAAGGUUGAAAUAAAGAAAACUGGUGGUGGUGGUUUUGUUUCAAAAGUAACUCCACUUGAAUCGCGAGUAAUAGGCAUGAUACAAUGUCAAUUUGCUCCAUUGAAAUCAAGUGUGGACAGUGAUGCACAAUAUCAUUAUGGAGUUGAAGAGCUUGUCAACGAUGAUGACCGUGAAGUAUGCGAUGUAGAACUGGAUGAAAGCCCUGAAAGUCAGAUUCAAGAAUGUUAUGAGAUGUGGCCUGAUGAAGAUAUUCAAACUGCAGUACCGAAAACACAUUCUUCAAGCAACACAGUAGCAUCUCCUGUGACACUUGAUGUGUUUGUGCCAAACAAGUCGCCGCAAGUCUCCAAAAAACGGAAAUCUGAUGCUGCUCAAGACUUAUUUGAGGAGGGUAACAGAGAUGCCUUCUUCCAGAAACGAAAACUGGAGAUGGCAGAAGAACUACAUUUAAAGAAGUUAGCAUUGAUUGAAAAGGAGUUGUAUAUAAAAGACAUUGAAAUCAAAAUAAAAGAAGCAGAGUUGCAGCUGUUACAACAACAGCUAUGACUCACCUUGUAAAUAAUUUUUUUCCAUUGUGCAAAUAAAUUUUUUAUGAAUUUUUUUAUCAUUUUAUUCCUAAAAGAAGCAGAGUUGCAGCUGUUACAACAGCUAUGACUCACCUUGUAAAUAAUUUUUUUCCAUUGUGCAAAUAAAUUUUUUAUGAAUUUUUUUAUCAUUUUAUUCCUUGUACACAAAUCCUAAUUACCAGAACAUAAUGGUCAGUGAAAAUAAGAAAUAAAUAUUUACAUGCUGUACAGGUAAGUUAUUUGUCAGUAUUUGUCAACUUUGCUAACUACUGUAACAUGGAAAUUGUGAAAAGAAAAUAUGUUGAGCAUAAUGGAUUUUUUUUUCAUGCUUAAUUAUUUUCCUACAAAGUGAACAGCAAAUACAGUAUACAUACCUACAGUUAUAAAUAACAAACAAUCGGUACAUUUGUCAAGUUAGUCUGCAUUUUAAACACUAAAUAGAUACUAACAACAAUUUCAUGGUGUGCAUAGUACUACAUAUAUUGUGCUGAAAAAGCAAGCAAUAAAACCAAAAAUUAGUACUAAUGUCAUUUAGUCCUUCCAUUGAUUAUUAAAACAGGGUACUGGUAAUAUGAGGAAUUUAUAAAUUGUGCUAAACUAGAAUGCUCUACUGUAAACAAUAUGUGUUGUAUGAUCAAGACACAGUUUAUCAACGCUAUUAUAAAAUUUCUAACUGCCAAGCUGCCCAAUCCACAUACUGUUAAAUCGUAACAUUCUUUGC